Messenger RNA from Anguilla anguilla (European eel), 3823 nucleotides. It is a transcript of the gene senp7b, whose product is annotated as SUMO specific peptidase 7b. Gene Ontology annotation, molecular function: SUMO-specific endopeptidase activity. The record is from RefSeq and is a predicted model, not a curated record. Bases 141 to 2906 code for a protein of 921 amino acids. NCBI's taxonomy places the organism in Eukaryota, Metazoa, Chordata, Actinopteri, Anguilliformes, Anguillidae. The transcript has 23 exons. Gene Ontology annotation, cellular component: cytoplasm; nucleus. Gene Ontology annotation, biological process: protein desumoylation.
UCAAUUAUGAUAACUUCCGGUCGGAAGAGGAAGUAAAUUUGCUUGUCUCUGUUGUACGAAGCGGACGUAUAUUUAAUGACUUUGUUUUCUCCGUGCCAGUGCCCGGGUGGGCACGCAGGACCAGCACGCUUUCCGCUGUGAUGCCAAGUACAGCUCAGGUCAGAAGACCCUCAGGUGGGAGCGCAGUCCACCCGGAGGAAAGGAAAACAAAGACCGUCUCAAGCCCCGACAAAUUAACCAGCUCUGUUAUGGCCAGUACUUUCAGAAUCCCCAAGAGGAAGUCCUCGGAGGACAGGUGCACACAGAUGGCGUCACCUCUGUCCCGCCUCCAAGAUACCCACGAACAGAAGAUGCAGUGGACGGGCGGUGGUAGGAGAGGUCAUGAAUGCAGGCCCGUGAAUGGAAACAUCUCUUCAAAUGGCAGUCGAAUGGCGUCAGGCAGCGGCAAUGCACGAAGCAUGGAUGCCAGGCUGGUCCUGACAGACAUCCUGAAGACAGAGCUGGGACGGGAAUACCUGAGCGGAGGAAGGUCCCGUCCCAAACGAGCGUCGGACACGCUCUGCCAGGAUCUGCGGCGGGACGACGGGUCGUGGAGGACCAGCGCCGGGGGGCGAGGUCCGGUGCAGUCGGAGUCCAGUGGGGGUGGGGGAUUGGACAGGAGGCGCCCCCUCAUCAAGGACACAACCCUGCCCCUGAGUCGCGGGGGGGGCGGGCCGGAGGAAGCCGUGUUCGAGGGCCUCAGAUGCGCAAGACCUCCCUCCCGAAACGAGGACUGUACUACUGUGCAAAACAAAGAGGAGAGGAGGAAGGAUGCUCUGGUGAGGAGGAAUGGAGAGGGGAGCGAGAACGGAGAGCUGGAGAGUGAUGACGAAGAGCGUGGCAUCAUGGGACCGUCCAGGCGUAGUGUCCUUCACCACUCGGACAAGAGUGUGCGUCAGGGGGGGACCCCGAAACGCCGAUUUGCGGACUUGCAGGGUAGACCCCCCUCCACUGGCUCAACCUCAGGCUCUGACCCUCAAACCCCCCCCAGGCAAGGGGACAGAGACAAGAGAACCCCCCCAAAGUUAUCCCCCUCCAACCGACCAAAGAAACCCAAGCUGGGCACCUUAGAACCCAUCGUUCUGUCCAGUGAUGAUGGUGAGGAUGAAGAAGGUGACUCCACUUCAGAGUCUAGCCCCACCCUCCCUCAGGUGAGGGUUGUUGCUCCCAGGAUAGAGACCCAGAGUGAACUGCAUCCAGAGGAAACGACUAAUGCACAGGCCAUUGCUGAGGAGUUGGUGAUCCCAGGUUUGAGUCUGGUGGAGGAGCCCGAGGAGGAGCCCUCUGAUAUGCCCUCUGAUAUGCCCUCUUUCAUCGAGCUGGCCUUCUCUGCCCUGUACGUGGGCUCGCUGAGGGCCGAAUCCAACGGCAGUAUCUCUAUCACUAAUGACAGCAUCACCAUUCCUCUCAGAGACUCCUCAGGUUUGCCGGAGGUUGCCGUGGCGUUGGUGACCUCGGAGCUACGCAGGUACGGCAUUUGGGACGGGGGUGUCCUAGAGGGCAAGGAGGGGCGCACUCCCUCUCUCCUCUUCCUCUGGGUGUCGGAUGCCCAGGCACGGCUGGUCCAGGCUGAGCUGUCUGCCAUCCACCCAGUACACAACCCAGGUCUGGCCAGCCCCUUCCUCCUGCUGUGUCUGAAGGAGAACCUGGAGGGCCUGCAUGGCGUGCUGCUGAACUCCUUCAUGGAGGUGCUGGCACUGCAGUGCGGGGUCCCGGCGCUGAUGCAGCCCUUCACCUGGAGCGAGGGCGUGGCCCUGAUCCGUAGGGUCGGUCACCACGCCCACCUCCUCUCCCUCCUGGGCCAGGAGGCUGCCGAGCCUGACCAAAACCCGCAGGAGGACUCAGACCCCCACCCCGGCCCUGCGCAGCAGGAGAGUCCGGGUCGGUCCAAGCCCUCCUACACGCUGCGCCACCGCAGAGUCGGAAGCACGUACUCCGUGUCCAUCGCCCCGAGGCCCGGUCCAGCCUGGAGCCGCUCCAAGCACCAGGGCCCGCCCCGCAGGUUAAUUCUGUUCCCCCCGCCUCCCACCAAGGGAGGAAUCAGCGUCACCACCGAAGACCUGGAGUGCCUGGACAACGGGGAGUUCCUGAACGACGUCAUCAUCGACUUCUAUCUCAAGUACCUGAUGCUGGAGAAGGCUCCGAAGGCCGUCGCCGAGAGGUCGCACGUCUUCAGCAGCUUCUUCUAUCGGCAGCUCACUCGCAAGGACAACGUCAGCGAAGAAACGUCGGUCUGCUCGGCGCAGCAGAGACGACACCAGCGAGUGCGGACGUGGACCCGGCACGUGGACAUCUUCAGCAAGGAUUACCUGUUUGUGCCUGUCAAUCAGGAGGCUCACUGGUACCUGGUGGUCAUCUGCUUUCCUGGACUGCUGGAGCCCCAGACUGAGCGAUGGAGCCGGGAGAACUGCCUGGACAAAGAGUCCUGUGGAAGGGAGGACAGGCGGAUGACCGGACACAGCGUGCCGGAGUGUACACAGCUGGGGUGCAAGCGGGAAAAGGUCUGUAAAAGACCCUGCAUUCUCGUCAUGAACUCUCUGAAACUCUCCUACCACGAGCGCGUUCUCAAACUCUUACGGGAGUACCUGCAGGUGGAGUGGGAGGUGCGGAGGAGCAGUCCUCGGGACUUCACCCCGGAGCAGAUGAAGGGGUCGCAGUGCCGGGUCCCCCUGCAGGAUAACAGCAGUGACUGUGGGCUCUAUCUGCUGCAGUAUGUGGAGAGCUUCCUGCAGAACCCCGUGGUGCACUUUGAGCUCCCCGUGCAGCUGGACCACUGGUUUCCGCGGCGACAGAUCCGCAGUAAGCGGGACGAGAUACGCGAGAUGGUUCUGCAGCUGCACCGGAAACAGCAGGGCUGCGGCAGGUAGCGUAGCCGGUCUGCGCUGACGGCUCGCAGAGGACAAUACUGACUGCGCAACCACUUGCUGGUCUGCGCAGACGCCUUGCAGAGGACAGUACUGACUGCGUAGCCACUUGUAGGACUGUGCAGACGGCUCGCAGAGGUCAGUACUGAUUGUGCAGCCACUUGUCGAACUGUGCAGACGGCUCGCAGAUCACUGUACUGACUGCGCAGAUGGCUCGCACAGGACAGUACUGACUGUGCAGCCACUUGCCAGACUGCGCAGACGCUUUGCAGAGGACAGUACUGAAUGCGCAGCCACUUGCCAGACUGCGCCCAUGGCCUGCAGAGGACAGUACUGACUGCGCAGACGGCCUGCAGAGGACAGUACUGGCUGCGCAGACGGCCUGCAGAGGACAGUACUGACUGCGCAGACGGCCUGCAGAGGACAGUACUGACUGCGCAGACGGCCUGCAGAGGACAGUACUGACUGUGCAGAUGGCCUGCAGAGGACCGUACUGACUGCGCAGACGGCCUGCAGAGGACAGUACUGACUGUGCAGAUGGCUCGCAGAGGACAGUACUGUCUGCACAGCCACUUGCUGCCUUGCUGAAUAUACAGUGGCCUCUUUUUAAAGUUAAAAAACAAGAAUUUUGAAAAGGCUUAGCUAUAUUUUUUCUUUUAACAUAUUUUAUAAUUUAUUUUUCAUAAAUGUUGUGAUAUUUGAAUCUUUGCAAUGGAAUGUGAUGUGUGUAUGUACAUAUGCUUUUAGGUUUAUUAGACAAAAAAAAAUAAUCCGUAAUGUCAUCAUGGAUCAAUCUCACAUUUUUUUGUCUACAAUUUUAUAGUCUUAUUCCAAAGUCACGGCUUUAAUUUAUUUUAUAUUGUUUCUUGAACCAAUGGGCGUUUUAUUUUGAAAGAGGUAAUAAAUCUGAAAUGAGGAAA